Paramuricea clavata is the source of this 4077-nucleotide messenger RNA. The record is from the annotation of a GenBank genome assembly. NCBI's taxonomy places the organism in Eukaryota, Metazoa, Cnidaria, Anthozoa, Malacalcyonacea, Plexauridae.
AAAAGUUCCUCCCUUAAGAAAGACUUUUAUAUCCGCUAGUUCGGGCUACCUAGUGCAUAAAAGCACGAGAAAACAGGCUAGUUAACCAGUGGGAGUAAGCCAUCACGAUGAAGUGUUGGACAAUCUUAGCUUUGCUGGUUGCAGUCUGUGCUGUUUUCCUUGGUGUUGGACACACCGAAGAAACUACAGAUGAUUUCAGAGAACCGGCUUUGGAAGAUGCAGUGAAUAAUCAUGAGGACGAAUUGUAAGUUUCACCUUUUUUAUUCAGUUUACUAUCAAAUGUUGUUUGUUGAAAAAAUUGUUUGCAUGCAAACAUUUGAGAUCAAAACUCAAGCUUUCAGUCGAUUAAGUUUGUCAUGUCUCAUUAAUUUAAUGAUUAAUACGAAUUGUAGCCAUAGACCGAUUCGAAAAAUGGUUUUCGUUCUUUUUUCUCCCAAUGUAUAAGCACUGCCGCCUUAUAUAGAAUUCUUCAAGAUUUUACAAAAUAUAAAUAUAAUACCAUGUAUUAUCUUUGAGAAAUUAAAUCUUAAAAAUACCGAAGUUUCUGCUAGAUUUAACAAAGAAGACUGACUAGACUCGUUUUGGUGCUGGUGUAUGAAAUCCUUGGGCUGUUUAUGAAACUCGUAUUGUUUUUCGACUUCACAUAUAUAGACCUGAUUCGUUUGAAAAUACUGAAAAUGAUAACGACGAUGAUGAAGACGACGGUGAUGAAGAAUCGGAUCCCAAAACUUUAGUUGAAACGUAAGUGAAGUAAGAUUUGUAUUAACCUGAAUUAUGCCAUAAGCCACAAAGCAUAAUAUACCAUAUACCACAACGAACCACACCAUAUCACACUAUACACUACACCACGCUAUGCCAUAUACCACCACCAUAUCAUACAUUGCCGUACUAUAUACACCAUAGCAUACCACAACACCCCAUACCAUUCCACAUCAUAUCAUAACCAUGUAUAAUAUACCACACUAAACCGCACGAUACACCAUACCACACCACAGCUUAACACAUGGCAUACCAUGCACACCUUACAAGAGUACAACAUACCAACAUCAUUUCAUAACAUACCUUGUGAAACGCAAUAAUUCAUGAAGAAAAUACAAAAGAGAUCAUCAGCGUGAAGGAGUUUGUAUAUCUGAUACAAAAUAUGCUAAUUUACAUAAACUUUAAGUUCAAUUUUCUCACCAAAUAUCAUUCAUUUAUUCUAAAUUGUUGACGAAUACGAACAUUCUCAUCGAGACGUUUCACAAGCCAUUUACAACAUUUACGUCUGUGUUGUAUCAGACAUACAACCUCUCGCCUUCGGCUCGAGUUUGUAUACUGUAUGUCUGUAUCUGUACAACACUGUAUAUACAACAUAUUACAUCAUACUGUAUAUAUUAUACAUAUUACAUCGUACGCAUCACACAAUAACUGAAACUGUACAUUUACAAUGCCAUGCAACACCAAAAGAAACCCCGGCACAACAGUCAACAUACCAUAUUUCUGUGCGUUAUAUACUGCAUAAUUCUACACCUAUAUGCAUCUGCUAUAACUAAGAUCUGCUUGAAAUGAACUGAAUUUAUCAAUGCAUAUCUUCAUUCUUUAAUAAUUCAGAGAGAACGUCUUGGAGAGCGUAAAUGAGACACCAUCAAAUGAUGACGAUGAACCCGAAAUGUUCAAACGUGCACCAUGGAGGCGUCGUCGUCGUCGUCGUCGUCGUCGUCGCCGGCGUCGUAGAUGGAUCCGUGUCCGUGGGAGACGCAUUGUGCGAAAAAUAUGCAAAUAUGGUCGUUACGUCCCUCAUAUCGGUAAUGUGCAUGAGAUAAGCUAGGGGAUACGGAGGCGAUGCUUCCCACGUUGAAUUCUACAAUCCUGGGAAAACCAUAUGCGAUACUUCCAAUUAUCUGACCAACUUUCGUAAUAUUAUCCCAAAUUUCAGUAGAAAAACUCCACUUUAGAGAAGUUUUAGAAGUACCCAUUUUCGAUUAUCCCUGGCCUGUUCAGUUGCACGGAAAGCCAGAAAGAUUUUUCAACUCGCAAAAAUACGUACGGAUAAAUUUCACAAUAAAUUAGGCAUCAACUUUAAUUUGGGUUAUACCACUGAAUCAAGAGGCAAUCUUAUAGAAAUUUUGAACAAAACACUAUGUGAUGGCAACAUUAUGAGAGUUGUCUAAUAUUUGUAUUUCCAACGGACAACUUGCAUGUUAGACUAAAUUUUAAUCUAAGUAAAGAGAAGGGCAUCAAACACCACGGCUAAAAAGAACAUAAUGAAAUUAGUAAAAUUGCAAAAUUUGGUUGUGAAAUGUUGUAAAGCUUGGAGGAUAUAGCCUUGAAAAGUUUGCAAAUUUUGUAUAUGUUUGUAUUACGUGCGGAAAUUGUUACCAUUUUCAGCUUAAAAAUGGUAGCAAUUUCCGCACGUAAUACAAACAUAUACAAAAUUUGCAAACUUUGCAAGGCUAUAUUUUCCGUAUUUUACAACAUUUCGUUACCAAAUAUUGCAAUUUUACAAAUUUUAAUAAGUUCUUUACGGGAAUAAGGAAUUUACUUUCUUUUGCCUAGAUCAAAAUUAGUUUAACAUGCAAGUUGUCUAUUGUUGUGGUUCAUUUUCUUUCACAUUAUAUAGGUUGGAAAUGCCUUGUAUUUGGGCUGGGAGAUGAAGGUAUAAAAUUGUUUAUCUUUUUUAUAACAGUGUUAGAAAGAAUAUAGUUUAGAACUGAUAAAGCUAUUCUCUAGACGUCUGGUGAUAUAGGCCUACUCUGGGGUCGUAAAUCGCCUAAAUUCUGGCUUCAAAAUUGGCGGAUUGAAUUCAAAAUGAUACUAGCUCUAUCCAGGGUUGCUGAUAAUUAGCCCAAACACUGUCACACUGCGCCUUUGUUUUCUAAACGGAACUAAGGGACCGGUCAUUAUUUAUGGCGAGGGGUGGCACCGAAGAGAAAUGUUUUCCGUGUCAAAAAUUUUGCUGACCCAACCAUUAAAAAGACAAAAAUUUGAUUACCCAACCUCAAAUAUCAAUUAAAAAAUAAAUACCCACCCCUGGCCAAAAACUUAACAAACGGAUACCAUUCAGUUGUCAUACAUGUCCUUUAUCACUUCAGUGACAUGAGUUUGAUAACGGCUUGUGAAAUUUUCUGCAGUCUAAAGUUUCAUGUUGUCUGCACAUGUACUUUCUUUGGAAACACAAUUUGUUUUGUCAAACUAUGAUCAAGAUAGUGACUCUGAUUGAUUCACAUAUUGUAUUGACAAAUGACUGUUGACAUUGCUUUUCAGUCUCCAAUAUUUCAGUGGGUCAUGCUUUGAAAAUGACAAUAAAUUUUUAUUACCCAACCCUUGAGUUGUUUUGUUUUUCAUUUACCCAACCUUUUACUCACUCAAAAUUUUGUUUACCCAACCUUUUUCUCUUCGGUGCCACCCCCCGCCAUAAAUAAUGACCGGUCCCUAAUGACGAUUUGGCCUAAUUAUUCAUCUAACUUACCAACCCUGACUCUAUCCAGUCCUAUAGUUGCGAGGUCAGUGAUCUCUAGUCUAGGCAGAACAGUUUUGACGCGCAACUGAUUGAGCAAUCCAUGCGUAUGAACUAAGAGCAGACAAGUUACGCUCAUCUCUUUCUCAAGCCCUCGGGGGAAGGGCUUAUUUUUUCCAGGCAUCUUUGGGAGGGAGCUUAUUGGAGGGCGAGGGCUUAAAAGAGAGAGGGGGCUUACUAAUUUAUCAGUACAAUUACAUGCAAAAACAAAUUGGUGCAAAGAAAACCAAUAUAUAUUCUAAUCAAAAGACAUUUGUUCUUGUACGAAUAGUGAGGGGCUUAAUACAUUUCUUCAUCUAACAAGGGGGGGGGGGAUUAUUUAGGGGGGGGGUAAUUUAGGAGGUUAUUUGCGAGAGGGCUUACUAGUGAGAUUACGGUAGUUAUUUGAGAAGUAAAAGUGAUCGAAGAUUAUUUUUUUGACAGAAUCUCCUAACGAGAAAGCUCCAGAAAAUGAUGCAAAAUGGCUGGGUGAAGAAUAACAGCACACUAUUACACUAAACUAAUGACAUUUUUGAAGACAAUAGUUAAAUAAACCUAUCUUGUUUGAACGCACCAUUAAAACACUUGUGACUUUUUCAUUA